UAGUAGGAAAAUUGGCAUCUGAACGUGCGGAUUGUUCGAAAAAAUAAAAGAUAGAUAUAUCUAUUUGAACAUAAUUUUGAAUUUCUAGUGCAGCGCCUGUCCACAUUCCGUUCUGAACGAUCCACAUAAUGGUCAACGAACUGAAUAAGCCCCAAGACAAUGCCGCAUUGAGCGAGCUCUUGGCUGCUUCCAAUCGUCAGUUAGAGGAGAUGCAAGAGGAGCAUCGUCAGCUGCAGGCAGAACUAACACGCUUAAGCGCCCAGCGCCAGCAAUUGAGGAUGGCCACCAGGGAGCAGGAAUCGGUGAGCGUUGUAACCACGGAAUCACAGUCUUCACUCGCUACAGCAGAAAGUGCAGCAACCGAAGAAAAAGACAACGCAACUAAUGAGGACAAAGAGGAAACAGCCAAUUAUCUGCAGGAAAAGCUGGCGGAAAUUGCCAAUUUAAAAGCUCAAUUCAAGCGUGUGCAGCAUAUGACCGACUCGACAAAGCGUAUUGAGGAGCAUAUAUCCAGCACGGAGUCCAAAUCUUCGUCAUCAUCAACUGUGCAACAGAGCAGACAAACGAUGACUGCAGAGUCCGUGCAGUCCAGCAGCAGUUCUAGCAGUACUAGCAGAAGCGCCUUAUCAUCUGAGGCUGAAUCAUCCACUUCUCGAGCUGCUCCGGACAAUGCGGAACUCCUAAAUGCCAUGAUAAAUAUGGUUACGGAUUUCACAAGUGAUUUGCGUGGUCAAGAGGAAAGUUUGCGUGCGGAGCGUUUGCGUAUAAAAACUUUGAAGGAGGAAAUUAUACAGCGCAAACAAGGCAAAUAGCACAAUACUUAUUUAAUAUAA
Molecule: messenger RNA, 833 nt
Organism: Drosophila hydei
Lineage: Eukaryota; Metazoa; Arthropoda; Insecta; Diptera; Drosophilidae
Product: osteocalcin 2
Exons: 3
Coding region: 129-812 (227 amino acids)
Source: RefSeq, a predicted model, not a curated record